GUGCGACAACGAGAGACGAACCGAACGUCAUGACGUACGACUUGAGAGAGGACCAAUCACGACGACACGCCAGCAGCCGCAUCCCGUGCGUCAGGACGUAUUCCGUCUUCUCUGCGCAGUCUGUGAGGGUUUUUGUGUCCGAGCAGCACAGAGCGGCCGCCAUGUCUAAAGAGACGCCUCGCGAGCCCGAGCAGAUGCGAAAGCUCUUCAUUGGGGGUCUGAGCUUCGAGACAACAGAUGAGAGUCUUCGGGCACAUUUCGAACAAUGGGGAGCUCUGACGGACUGCGUGGUGAUGAGGGAUCCAAACACGAAGAGGUCGAGAGGGUUCGGCUUUGUGACCUACAGCUCGGUGAAUGAAGUCGACGCGGCGAUGGACGCUCGGCCUCAUAAAGUGGACGGGAGAGCCGUCGAACCCAAAAGAGCGGUUUCUCGAGAGGACUCGUGCAGGCCGGGCGCUCACUCCACGGUGAAGAAGAUCUUUGUCGGAGGAAUUAAAGAGGACACGGAUGAGGAGCACCUGCGUGACUACUUCAGCCGGUUCGGCAAAAUCGAUGAAGUGAACAUCAUGACGGAGAAGAGCAGCAACAAGAGGCGGGGCUUCGCAUUCGUUACGUUUGACGACCACGACUCUGUGGACAGGAUAGUCAUUCAGAAAUAUCACACAGUCAACGGACACAACUGUGAAGUGAGGAAAGCGCUUUCCAGAGAAGAGAUGAACAGAGUGUCCAUGAACAACAGAGGUGUCUGUGCUGUAGGUGGCCGAGGAGGCGGUGGAGGAAACUUCGGCGGGCGUGGAGGUGGAGGAUACGGAGGUGGAUACGGAGGUGGUGGAGGAGGAGGACGUGGAGGAUACGGUGAUGGAGACGGGUACGGAAACGGAUACGGAGGAAACGGUGGUUACGGUGGAGGCGGUCCUGGUUACGGUGGUAACCGUGGGUACGGAGGAGGAGGAGGUGGUGGUGGUGGAGGUGGUGGUGGUUAUGGCAACCAGGGCGGCGGCGGCGGAUAUGGAGGCGGAGGAUACGACAACUACAAUGGAGGAGGAGGUGGUGGAGGAAACUACGGAGGAGGAAACUUUGGAGGCGGCGCCAGUGGAGACUACAACGACUUCGGCAACUACAACAAUCAGUCGUCGUCUAAUUACGGCCCGAUGAAGGCAGGAAACUACGGAGGCGGAGGCAGGAGCGGCGGAGGUCCGUACGGUGGUGGGUACGGCGGAGGCUCCGGCGGUGGGUACGGAGGCGGAUCUGGAGGAAGACGGUUCUGAGCUGUAGGAAACAGUACUUAGGAGAGGAGAGCCAGAGAGAGGAUGAUGAUGAUGAUGAUGAUGACAGGGAAAGGAGAGAAAUGAAGGAAGCAGGUUUACACACCUAGAAUCUGCUCAGCGAUAUUAACGUCUGCCACACGCCAGGAAUCGUGUAUGAUAGAGAAGAAAGCGAGAAAUCAUUUCCAGCUGUCGGGGGAGGGGUUGGGGGUCAUGUGAGGUCAACGUUGUACUCUUUCUUUAAAAUCCUAAAGUACUUUCGAUCCUGAACGUAACGACGUUACUUUCCUGUUAGCUCUCUAGCUGAACAUUGAUGUCUGUGAAGUGUAAAUCAUUCCAUUAAGCUUUUAGGCAGGAUCUCUGGACUUUAUUUUUUGGUUAUAUUUCUUUUUCCCCACAUUGCUCACUUUUUAGGGUUUUUUAUGUGAUCCGAUAUUAAUCAAGAUGAAAUAAAUCCAUCCUGAGUUUUUUUUAUUUAA
This is a messenger RNA of Tachysurus vachellii, 1744 nucleotides long. It is a transcript of the gene hnrnpa1a, whose product is annotated as heterogeneous nuclear ribonucleoprotein A1a. Gene Ontology annotation, molecular function: RNA binding. The transcript is spliced from 11 exons. NCBI's taxonomy places the organism in Eukaryota, Metazoa, Chordata, Actinopteri, Siluriformes, Bagridae. The coding region runs from base 30 to 1268 and encodes 412 amino acids. The record is from RefSeq and is a predicted model, not a curated record.